Molecule: messenger RNA, 2538 nt
Organism: Protobothrops mucrosquamatus (brown spotted pit viper)
Lineage: Eukaryota; Metazoa; Chordata; Lepidosauria; Squamata; Viperidae
Gene: DRC11
Product: IQ motif containing with AAA domain 1
Exons: 19
Coding region: 1-2538 (845 amino acids)
Molecular function (GO): ATP hydrolysis activity; ATP binding; protein binding
Source: RefSeq, a predicted model, not a curated record
AUGGACACUUACAAUAAAAUAUGGGAAGAAGCCCAAGAAUCUCUCAACUGCUUGUUGCAAAAGGAGAUUGAAGAGAAGUCCCAAAAGCCACUGAAAGACCACCUGUUAAUUUUUCAGAUGCUUGCUACUUUCUACAUCAAAUAUGUGCAAAUAUUUCACAACUUAGAAUCAGCUUAUGACCAGAUUGUUCACCCACAAAAACGCUUAAUUAUUCGUCAAGUGCUGGAUGGUGUAAUGGGCCGUAUCUUGGAAUUGAAGAAUGAAAUGGUAGAAUUGGAAUACUCAGAAUACCAUUACUUUGAUGACAUUUUACAGGAUCUUAAAUUAUCCCCUGAUAACAUUGAAAUCCCUAUCCCAAGGUACUUUAUCAAGGAGAAAAUUAAAGUAUUAAAAGAGAGAGAGAGAAUCCUUGCUCAGAUCAUGUUGGAUGCCGGAAUGUAUGAAGAUGAACCCAAAAAACCUGUGAAGGUCAUGCUUUUAGAAGAAGCUGUUAGAGUAAUUCAGAUAGCUGAGCGAGCUCGACAGGGCCGACUCAGGGCUACAUUCAUGAAGCAAAUCUUUCUUGAAGAAAAAAGAGAACGAUUAGCCAGGCUUCAGGGUACAAAAGGUCCAGAUGUUGAAACUGCUGCAAUGUGCAUUCAAAGGAUUUGGCGUGGACACACCCAGUGGAAGAAAACUUUGAAAAUUAGAGAAGAAGAAAUGGUAUUUCUAGGCAUGAUCCCACCUCCCCAUUUCCAGAGACCUAGUGCUUCAUUAUUACGUGCCCAGAAAGUAGAUACUUUAAGGUGUGAAAUUCAGGAGAAAUAUGAAUCAGAUUUCCAGAAAGCUCUAGUAAGCAUCAAAGAGCGAGUGAAAGAAAUUGAAGGGCCAGACAUCAAAGAAACCCUCCAAGACCAGAUCCGCCAGUGGUUUAUUGAAUGCCGGCAUAUUACAGGAAAGUUUCCUGAUUAUCCUGAUGAAGAACAAGGUGGCUCAGCAGUUCUUUUCUCAGAAAAAACUCCAGAAGAGGUUGCUGCUGAGCUAGCUGCUAAAGCAGAAGAAGAACAGAAAAACAAAGGGAAAAAAGGGAAAAAGGAAAAAAAAGGAAAGGGCAAAACAAAGAAGAAAGGAAAUGAGACAGAAGAGAAGAAACCAAAGAAGAAAGAUGAGGAAGAAGAGGAAGGUUGGAAAAUGUCCCCAAGUAAUUUUCUCCCAAUAAUGGAAGAAGGAAACAACAAAUACAAAGAUGUUUGGAAGAAUAGAGAUGAAAAAUGGAACUUUUCACAAGAGUAUGAUCCAGAACUAAUCAAAGAAGAAAAAAGGAAAGAAGUGGAAGAAGAGAUCAGAGUUCAGGUUGAUGAGUUAAUGCGCCAGGAACUGAAGAAUCUAAAAUUAGCCGUGGAUAGAGAGACAGAGAAAACUGGGAAAAAAGGAAAGAAAAAGAAAAAAGGAAAAAAAGGUGGAAGAAAGAAAAAGUCAAAGAAGGAUAAAGAUCUGACAUCUGACCGGACCAUUGAUUCUCUUUACCAAGAGUUGGUAGAAGAAGGACUAUUAAUAAGAAGUAAAAAAGUAAAACUCAGCGAUUAUGUGGGUGAGUACAACUAUCUGGGGACCAUACUUCGACAGGUAGAUGUAGAACCAAUGCCUUCUCUUACAGAUGUGAAGCAACUUAUAGCCCUGUAUGGAAUACUGCCAUUAGGUUCUCAAUCUGUCCAUGAAAAAGCUCCUCUAGUGAAAACCUUGCUCUUGGUUGGCCCUGAAGGAGUAGGAAAAAAAAUGCUUAUUCAUGCUCUGUGCACGGAAACAGGAGCCAAUCUGUUCAAUUUAUCUGCAGCAAAUAUUGCUGGUAAAUAUCCUGGCAAGGCUGGUCUUCAGUUGAUGCUACAUAUGAUUUUUAAGGUUGCUAAACAGUUACAGCCUUCAGUUAUAUGGAUUGGAGACACAGAAAAAACAUUCUACAGAAAAGUACCUAAAACUGAAAAAGAGAUGGAACCUAAACGUUUGAAAAAACAACUUCCCAAAAUUUUGAAAACUCUAAAAACUGAAGAUCGAAUUUUAAUCAUUGGAACCACUAACAGACCAUUUGAUGCAGACAUCAAACCAUUUUGCAAAGUUUAUAAGAAAAUAAUUUUGGUGCCGCGGCCGGACUAUGCUUCAAGAUUUGUUUUAUGGAAACACUUCAUUCAGCAAAAUGGAGGGCUUCUCUCCAAACAACUAAAUAUCAGUUGCUUGGCACAGGUUUCUGAUGGUUAUGCUCAGGGACCCAUUCUCCGGGCAGUCCAAGCAGUCCUAACUGAAAGACGCCGAAUGCAGCUGAGUAAGAAGCCACUGACUGCUGUUGAAUUCCUAAUGUGCCUAGCAAGACAGGAUCCAGUGUACAAAGAAGAAGAAGAAACAUUUAAGGUUUGGUAUGCAAAGACUCCUCUAGGAAAAGCAAGAAUCAAGUCACUGACAGAGAAGGAAGAUACUGGAAAGGGGAAAGGGAAAGGGAAAGAAAGAGACGAGGGAAAAGGAAAGGAUAAGGAAAAAAAGAAGGAAGGCAAAAAGACAAAAAAAUAA